GUGGAGUUGCCCUUAAUGGCGGUGACGUCGGAUACAGUGCUUGAUCCGCUGGGCGGGAAGUCGCGGGGCGACUCGGCUAGCAUUGGCGCGAUUGCGACCGACGACGGGCCAUCAAGGGAGCCGGCCUGGACAGUUCAAGAGGUGCUGGUAACUGAAGAUGGGCUUGCAGCUGAGGAUGGGCCUACGGAUGGAGAUGGGCCUGCAGACGGAGAUGGGCUGUCAGCUAUCGUGCUCCCGGCAACUGAAGAUGGGCUCCUGGCCACUCCAGCGCGACUGACCAGGCCCGUUGGCCUGACGGAGUUUCCGUUAGUUUACAGCCGCCGCAGGUGUCCAGCCCAAGCGGUGGCCGUUGACCAGGGCGCUCUGGCAGCUGUCGGUCGUCGGGCACGCGAAGAGCGUGCGACUGAUGAGAACGAGGCACCACCGGAGGUUCAAGCCAGAAUCUCGGCCUUCAUUUCGUCGAUCUCCACCACACCGCCUCCAUCCAUCCUAGGGGGGCCGCCGGCCUCUGUCCCAGUCACUAGGACUCGACGCCGUGCAACUAUCCUAGAAGGAUUCACGCCAUGGCGAAGCCCGCGGUUGGCUCUGCAGGGGAAUGGGACACGGCGGCACACGAUCUCCAAAGCCCAGAAGGUGACUAUGAAGAAGUUGGGAAUUAUUGAGGAGGAAGAAGAGGCAAACCAGGAAGCGGUUCAGGAAUUCGAGAAGCUCUUUGAUGAACCGCUGCCUCCGCAUCAUGUCCAGGCCAUUGCAGAACUGUUGCAAAUCGACAUGGCCGCACCCCUUCAACCUCUGCCUGAAGUUCUUCCGGGGGUGGAGGUCGCGUCUCCGGCCUGAUUGCUUUGUUUCCCUUUUCAGCUAAUCUGAAGUGUGUCCAGUUCCCUAUGUUAGGUUUUAGUUUCCUAGUGUGGAAUGUAAGGGGUCUUAAUAACCCUGCUAAGCGUGCGUUGGUGAAAGAGUCUGUAAUCUCCUCUAGUUCCUCUGUCGUUUGUUUUCAGGAGUCCAAGUUGUCCGCUGUCAACCAGUCGCUAAUUUAUGAACUUUGUGGUCUGGAUUUUGA
Oryza sativa Japonica Group (Japanese rice) is the source of this 1060-nucleotide messenger RNA. The record is from RefSeq and is a predicted model, not a curated record. Lineage: Eukaryota; Viridiplantae; Streptophyta; Magnoliopsida; Poales; Poaceae.